AUGGUUGCCAAUAAAUUGACAGAAAAGACCGAAGUUGUCGAUAACUUGAAAGGAAAGACGGAAGUUGUCGAUACCUUGAAAGAAAAGGUGGUCGCUAUCGAUGAUAAUCUGUCUGCAUGCACACUUGACUACGACAGGAAAGCUGAGCUUAUAGCAUUUGAUGAAACCAAAUCUGGUGUCAAAGGACUUGUAGAUGCUGGCAUAACAGAGGUGCCUCGGAUCUUCCGUCUACCUUCACCUGAAAACCCAAACUCCGAUCAAAAGUCGCCACCAGAGCACAGUCUUCCGGUCAUCAACCUUGAAGGAAUCAAGGAAGAUCCGAUCCGGCGAAAGGAGGUGGUGAAGGAAAUCAAGGAGGCUUUGGGGAGUUGGGGGUUCUUUCAAAUGGUGAAUCAUGAAGUUCCGAUUAGCGUAAUGGAGGAGAUGAAAAAAGGAGUUUUAGGGUUUUUUGAACAGGAUAAUGAGGUGAAGAAGCAGUGGUAUACAAGAGACAGCAGUGGGAAAACGAGGGUGGUUUACAACAGCAAUUUCGACUUGUAUUCUGCUCCGGUGACAAACUGGCGAGACUCUUUCUUGUGCACCAUGUAUCCUAAUCCUCCUCAGCCAGACGAGUUGCCUCCUCAAUGCAGAGAUAUUUUGUUGGAGUACUCAAACCAUGUAAUGAAACUCGGACGUGCUGUUCUCGAAUUGAUGUCGGAGGCUCUGGGGCUGGACUCGAAUUACCUUUUAGAUUUGGGAUGUGCAGAAGGGCUUUCUAUUGGCAACCAUUACUAUCCUCCUUGCCCACAACCUGAGCUAACGAUUGGCACCCUUGAACACACCGAUGCCGGGUUCAUUACCAUUCUUCAACAAGAUCAUAUCGGUGGCCUUAAGGUCUUUUAUCAAAACGAAUGGACUGAUGUUCCAACUAUACCAGGAGCCUUUGUAGUGAAUGCUGGAGAUCUUUUACAGCUAGUUACAAAUGACAACUUUGUAAGUUCACGACACAAAGUGAUGGCAAACAAGGCUGGUCCAAGGAUAUCGAUGGCAUCGUUCUUUAUGAGAUACCUGACUGAUACAGGAAAGGUAUUGGGACCAAUCAAGGAGUUGCUUUCUGAAGAUAAUCCAGCCAAGUAUAGAGAAACAACAGAAAAAGAAUUUUCGAGUCACUACCAUCAGAAAGGACUUACUAAAAUUUCCGCUCUUAUGCAUUUCAAGAUCUAG
Lactuca saligna is the source of this 1203-nucleotide messenger RNA. Lineage: Eukaryota; Viridiplantae; Streptophyta; Magnoliopsida; Asterales; Asteraceae. The record is from the annotation of a GenBank genome assembly.